GAACUUUUUACGCCGGCUGGCAAGAAAUUUCUUAUUGCGUUUUAUUUUUGUCAUGAGUAUCCAAGAAAAAUUUCCUGACGUGCACUGGGUUUGGAAAGGAGGCAUCUCCUUCGUCUAUGAGGUUCAUCCUCAAAUCGUGGUUAAAGUUCCAAAAUCCGGGGAGUUCGAACAAGACCAAUUUCAGAAAGAACUCGAGGUUUAUAAGGCCUUCUCGCGGCAUCCACCCUGCCCUUCCAUAGUGCAGUGUUUCUUCUACACUGAUAACGGCAUUUUCCUUGAAUACAUGCGAGAUAUAUCCCUUUGCUCGAGGAUACAAAAUAACCAUGUCAGAGACCAGGAAACUUCGAUAGUCAUUGAAGUGGAGAAUUUAGAGCCUCUGCCCUUACGAAAGGAAUGGAUGAACGAUCUUGCUCAAGCUGUUGCCUUCCUCGAAUCGCUCAACCUCGCUCAUGGCGAUUCACGACCUGAAAAUAUCCUCCUCGACCGAAACCGAAUAAAGUUGUCAGAUUUCGAUUGUACGGCGGAAAUCGGGUCGGAUUUCGAGGCCUGCAUGGCCCCAUAUGGGAGAAUUCUGAACGGCAAUGAGUCUGAUCAAGGGCGGCGGGGAACUUCCGGAUUCCUAGGCCCUCGGACAGAGCAAUUUGCCCUCGGCUCUUUGUUCUACCUGAUAAACUAUGGGUUUGAGGUUUAUGGCGAUCGAUGUCUUACCGAUGACCCAAGGGAGCAUGGACCUAAGCUCGUGGACUUGCUGCAAAACAUGGAGUUUCCUAAGCUAGAUGGUGACCCUCUAAUUGAUGGAAUCAUCGAAAAGUGCUGGCAUAAUCAGUAUAGCUCCAUUGCAGAAUUGGCCGCAUACACAAAGACAAUCCUUGACAGAACCGACGGGAGAUCGACACCGAACCGACCCUCGUCCCGUGGUGGCGCAUAACUGUAGGCCGCGCAACUCGUGGUCUACGGAGUAGUUUCAGACACUUCUGGGUGUAUUUGCAUUUCGCGUGUCAGAAUAUGUUCUAAUAGUGGGCAAAUAGGACAUCUUUUCAUAUACAACACCCCCUAACCUACAUGUUCCGAUGAUUGUUUCACCUCAGCAACUGUGCCUAUACCACUCAAAAGUGAAGAUCCUGACACAAUGCUUUACUGGAUGAGAAAUCCUCUGGCGUGUGGGUUCGAUGUCGCAGUGAUGGCCUUUCUCCCUGGCAUUGGCUGGUUUAAGAGUUGUUGUGUCGCACCAGCGAUGCAACACCAAGAUUGUAAAGCCCCCCGAAUUCAUAUUUGACGUCCUUAAAUCUUCCGUCGAC
Molecule: messenger RNA, 1298 nt
Organism: Aspergillus steynii IBT 23096
Lineage: Eukaryota; Fungi; Ascomycota; Eurotiomycetes; Eurotiales; Aspergillaceae
Product: serine/threonine protein kinase
Exons: 3
Coding region: 53-928 (291 amino acids)
Biological process (GO): peptidyl-serine phosphorylation; peptidyl-threonine phosphorylation
Molecular function (GO): ATP binding; protein serine/threonine kinase activity
Source: RefSeq, a predicted model, not a curated record